Trifolium pratense (red clover) is the source of this 2063-nucleotide messenger RNA. RefSeq names its product rust resistance kinase Lr10-like. Gene Ontology annotation, molecular function: protein kinase activity; ATP binding; polysaccharide binding. Lineage: Eukaryota; Viridiplantae; Streptophyta; Magnoliopsida; Fabales; Fabaceae. The record is from RefSeq and is a predicted model, not a curated record. The coding region runs from base 30 to 1883 and encodes 617 amino acids. Gene Ontology annotation, biological process: protein phosphorylation. The transcript has 2 exons.
AAGGUAUAUAAUUGCUUAUCAAAACUUGUAUGUGUUCCAUGGCAGAGCUUGGCCAUUCAAAACUGAUCACACUAUUGCUGCCCCUCCUCCUCCUCCUCCUCCUUGUAAAAAGUGGCAGCGGUCAUGACGAGUGCCGGGAAUUGUCUUGUGGACCUUACGAACCUCGUGUUAAAUUCCCCUUUCAACUAGUCAAAGGUCCACAAGAUCGAUGUGCUUUUCCUGAGUUUUGCCUAUACUGUGAUGACCAUAAGAAAACUAUGCUUUCACUCCCAACAACUUCAGGUCCGAUCAAAUUCCUUGUUGUUGAGAUAUACUACAAACCACAGUCGAUUCGACUGAUGGACCCGGACAAUUGUAUUCCAAUGAAGUUUCUCAAACUUAACGGUUCAUCAUUUCUAUCUUAUCAUUUUUAUUCAGUACCAGUGACAAAUAUCACCUUCCUCAACUGCUCUUCAGUUGAGCAUCGAUACCGGAGAAGGUAUUCGCAAGAUAUGUUUAAAUGUCCAAUUUAUGUUUCAAAUUCAUACCAAAGUGUCUUGGGAUUGGGCCUUGAGUCGUGUACCAAGAUGUUCGAAGUCACAGCAUCCACCAGUCUAGAUGAGCUACCAUAUAGUUGGUCGUUGAACUUGAGUUGGCCAAAACCUGAUUGUACUGAGUGUGAAGCCAAAGGCAAAAGGUGUAGAUGGAACCAUAACAGCACCAAAGGUGACAUUGAAUGUUUCGACUGUAUUAGAAAACAGAAAUCAAUCCAUAUUCCGAAAUUUCUUAUUUUCGUCGCUACAGGUUCAAUUCUUUUAGGGUUGGUGAUGAUUGCAAUUAUUAAGAUCUAUUUAUAUUUUAGAGAAAAAGAAGAAGAUCAAGUUAGAGUUGACAAAUUUUUAGAGGAUUAUAGAGCACAACAACCUACUAGAUUUUCCUACGCUGAUAUAAAAAGAAUGACAAGUAGAUUCAAGGAAAAAGUAGGAGAAGGAGCUCAUGGAAAAGUAUUUAAAGGAAAACUCUCGAACGAGAUUUUGGUCGCGGUGAAGAUGCUCAACAAUACCACCGAGGGAGAAGGGAAAGAGUUCAUUACAGAAGUGGGAAUUAUGGGCCAAAUCCAUCAUAUCAACGUGGUUCGUUUGCUAGGAUUUUGUGCAGAGGGAUUCCACCGCGCUCUUGUUUACAAUUUGUUUCCUGAGGGCUCCCUACAAAGUUUCAUAUUUCCACCAGAUAAUACAGACCAUUUCAUGGGGUGGGAGAAGCUACAACAAAUUGGUAUUGGCAUAGCAAGAGGAAUUGAGUAUCUUCACGACGGUUGUAAUCAUUCAAUCCUUCACUUCGACAUCAACCCUCACAAUAUUUUGCUAGAUGACUCGUUCACUCCAAAAAUAUCUGAUUUUGGUCUUGCCAAACUAUGUCCUAAGAAUCGUAGUGCUGUGUCAAUGACAGCUGCUAGGGGAACCUUGGGAUACAUGGCACCUGAAGUUCUAUCACGAAAUUUUGGAAAUGUGUCUCUUAAAUCGGAUAUUUAUAGCUAUGGGAUGUUGUUGUUAGAAAUGGUUGGAGGAAAGAAGAAUAUAGACGUAUCAUCUCCCGAAAAUUUCCAUGUUUUAUAUCCCGAUUGGAUUCAUAAUUUAUUGGAAGGAGACGUACAUAUCAAUAUUAUUGAGGAUGAAUGUGGUUUUAAAAUUGCAAAAAAACUUGCGAUUGUUGGACUUUGGUGCAUUCAAUGGCAACCGGUGAACCGUCCAUCCAUAAAAUCGGUCAUACAAAUGUUGGAAACCGGAGAGGAGGACAGCCGGUUAAAUGUGCCUCCUAAUCCCUUUCACUCAACGACUUCAAUUACCGCUACUGAAAGCAGUUUGCCAAGACGGCCUUUUCAAAUGGAAGUGAUUCAUGAAUAAGUGAAGAUGAUCAUUUUAGACUAAUUUGUAUUGAAUAUUGAUGCCUUAUUAUUGAGACAAAAAUUGAGUAUUUUAAAAUGUGAUAAACAAAGUAGCAGAUGUAUUUGUGGGAGUACACUAUACUCUAAAGAUAUUUGUAACAUUCCGAUUUUUAAGAGCGAGUAUAAUUUCUUAUUAAAA